AUGAAUACAGUUAGCAAUGGGCAUAUCGACGUCAAGGCAUCGAUAUGGGCGCGCUCGUCGCCAGUUGCCGAGGUGGAAGUCUCACAAAUUCGGAAUCCGAGCGUCCCAAUCUUGCAACGAAAUGCCGGUAUUGGCCAAGAGCGCGCAGGCGAUACCCUGCAUAUGCGAAUAGUAGGAUGCGCAAUUGAGUUGGAACCUAGUUAUACAUGA
This is a messenger RNA of Protopolystoma xenopodis, 210 nucleotides long. NCBI's taxonomy places the organism in Eukaryota, Metazoa, Platyhelminthes, Monogenea, Polystomatidea, Polystomatidae. The record is from the annotation of a GenBank genome assembly.